Messenger RNA from Vicia faba (fava bean), 456 nucleotides. The record is from the annotation of a GenBank genome assembly. NCBI's taxonomy places the organism in Eukaryota, Viridiplantae, Streptophyta, Magnoliopsida, Fabales, Fabaceae.
AUGUCACUAAGCUCAUGGGUCUUUCUUAUGAAAUUUUGUAUAAGAAGGGUAAGGAUAAUGCAACUGCAAAUGCCUUAUCUAGAGCCUCUCAUGGUGACGUUAUGGGACUCUAUCCUUAAGAGUUAUGAACAAGAUUCAGCUUUACAGGACCUAAAGCUACAGUUGGGCAUUUCUCAGAGCUUAACUACAAUCUAUCAUCCUCAAUCAGAUGGUGAAAGUGAAGUCCUGAACCGUUGCUUACAACAUUACUUGAGGGCUAUGACAAGGCAAUGGCCUAAGGAAUGGGUCAAUUGGUUACCCUUGUAUGAGUGGUGGUACAAUACCACUUAUCAUUCUGUUAUCCAAACUACCCCUUUUGAGAUUGUGUAUGGCCAAGCACCUUCACUGCAUCUUCCUUAUUUCCCUCAAAGUACCAAGGUUGAGGAGGUCGAUCGAAGCUUCAUUGUAAGGGAGUGA